UAUAAUAUUAGUCAAAUGUAACAUUGCCGUUUGACAAAUUUCAUCAUAAUAUUUGCUACAAGAAACAAUAAAUAGAUAUUCUAGAGCUUUUUCAAAAAUUUCUAGAUUGUUAAUUGUAGUAAGAUAUCCAAAAUACUUGACAUAUAGCAUUUUAACUUUGCGAUUCUCUUUUGUGAAACAAGGCCAACUUGUAACUAUAUGCUGUACACGAGAUAUAUCUGUUCUCAUCUGUGUUUGAAGUUGCACAUGCGUCUCUUUUUGAAGGAAGAAGAAAAUGACGAUGAUGAAGAUCUUGAUGAGAAAAAAGAAGAAGAGCAGGAAGAUGCUGGUCAAGAGAAGAAAACCACUGUGUUCAGGAGAUGACGUUACAGAUGAUGAUCCUGCCGAUCUCUUUGAUACUAACAAUGUUGUAGUUUGUCAAUAUGAUAAGAUAACAAGGAACCGAAAUAAAACUUGAAGGAAAUGAAACAUGGAAAUUAUACUUGAAGAAUGGUAUUAUGAACUUAAGUAGUAAGAACUUUGUUUUCCAAAAAGCCAAUGGAAAUUCUGAGUGGUGAAAUAAUACUAUGUGCAGUGUUGAUACAGAAAAAUCUUUUUUAAUUGAUUAUUGCUGUACACGAUUGACUCAAAACAGCUCUGCUGUUUUUUAACUACACAUUUGCGAGUUAAUUUUGGUGUUGUCUUGUUUGUGCAAGAUACCUAUGCGUGAAUGGUCAGUGACAUUUACUACAUACCUUUGCACUUGCGUAACUACAAAAAUUACUCUGAAUUUAAUACUAAUGAUUUAUAAGAAAAAAAUACAUGUGCAGUGUUGAUACAGAAAAAUCUUUUUUAACAA
This is a messenger RNA of Nasonia vitripennis (jewel wasp), 838 nucleotides long. Its product is annotated as transcription initiation factor IIA subunit 1-like. The transcript has 3 exons. Gene Ontology annotation, biological process: transcription by RNA polymerase II; transcription initiation at RNA polymerase II promoter. The record is from RefSeq and is a predicted model, not a curated record. Gene Ontology annotation, cellular component: transcription factor TFIIA complex. Lineage: Eukaryota; Metazoa; Arthropoda; Insecta; Hymenoptera; Pteromalidae. The coding region runs from base 275 to 457 and encodes 60 amino acids.